Messenger RNA from Ostreobium quekettii, 315 nucleotides. The record is from the annotation of a GenBank genome assembly. NCBI's taxonomy places the organism in Eukaryota, Viridiplantae, Chlorophyta, Ulvophyceae, Bryopsidales, Ostreobiaceae.
AUGCCAUGGCAAGGGAUAGAGAGUUGCAGGAACAGCCAGUUCCUGAGUUUGGUGCAUCGAGAUUGCCGCAGGGAAGUGAUUGUGUGCGAGUUUGCAAAAGGUAGCUGCUCAGUUGCAACAGUGUGGCAUCCAGGUUUUGCUGCAGGAGACAAAUGGAAAGCGCUGUGGUGGGUAAUAAUGCAGCUCUUGGGCGGAAGCUUUAAGGGGAGUAGGUGCCCUCAACAGCCUAGAUACCACCCUCACGUUGCCAUAUUCACUGUGACCCUGGCGGGCUGGCAGUUGUGGUGGCCUGCUUAUGUCGCUUUGGCUGCCUGA